AUGGCCCACCUCGGCCUUCUGCAGAAAGUGCAUCCAUCACGUGGCGGGGAUCAGACGAGCGGGGGGUUCACCUAUCGGACCACAUGGGCUGAGGUGGCGUCUCGUGCAUCCGAAGGCUGCCGUUGGUGCCAACUCGUAUAUGCAACCAAGGAGGAAGAAGAAGAGCCAGGGCCCGAGUCCCCUCUGAGAAUUGUGGUCGGAAGUCAAGGGUGUCUUCAAAAUUGCACGCCAAAGGGCACCCAGGAUCUCUCCGUCUUUAUCGACGAUACCCUGCACUUCAUCGGCUAUGUGUACACAACUGCUGAUGAUCCUGCAGCUCAGUACAUUGUCGCAAGGAAUCGCGUUCUCGAUGUUGGGACUACCAAGUCGCUCGCUCUUGCAAAGCAAUCCCUCGACGAGUGCAUCUACACUCAUAACUCCUGUCCUCGACCCCUAGCCCUCCCACCCUUUCUACCCACGCGCUUGAUCGACUGUAGUAACGUCGCACAUCCUCGUCUGAUAGCAACAGAUGGGACUCGUGGUAGCUAUGCCGCACUUAGCUACGUAUGGGGCGAGCCGCAGCCGCACAGCACGACCGUGUCGAACUUGGAGACAUACCUUAAAUUCAUUGACCCGGAGCACCUUCCACAGACAAUUCUCG
This is a messenger RNA of Dichomitus squalens LYAD-421 SS1, 640 nucleotides long. RefSeq lists its product as uncharacterized. The transcript is spliced from 2 exons. The annotation marks the transcript as partial. The record is from RefSeq and is a predicted model, not a curated record. Lineage: Eukaryota; Fungi; Basidiomycota; Agaricomycetes; Polyporales; Polyporaceae.